AAAAACCAAAAAAAAAAAAACCAACUCUUUCUCCCUCCCUCCCUCUCUUAAACAUGUCAGCGGCCGGCGCUAGCCCAUUGGCCGUUGCACCAAUAACACGACGUCGUAUCGGAGACUCUCUCGAAACCACCUCCGAACGACCCUCCAUUUCCUCAGAGUAUUGCAACAUAGUCAACAUCUCCUCCCUCUCGCCGGACUUAGACGUCGACGGCGAGGGAGGAACAAACGGCGCGUGUUCCUCACCCUCCUCGAUGGGGUCCACCUCUAGCGGAUCGCAUUACCACCACGAUCACCACUACCACCCGAAGAUCCGGUACCUUCUUCUCCCACGUAAAUUGAAGUGGCCGUUUCUUUGCGAGGGUGGAUGGACGGCUGUGAUUGGUCAAGGAUUGGGGAGAAACGUGGGCCGUAAGAUCUUGGGUCUUCUCAUGGUUCUCGUCGUUGUUUCUCUCUUUGUUAGAGUUUCUGUUAUGAGUGGGCGCGUUGCUGAUCACGCGCACAGGAGAGAUUUGAAUGAGCUUGUUGUUGUUAGGGCGUUACAUGAAGAUUGGUCCAUGGCUCAACGCGCAAUGUCGGAGAAUGUUUCUGUCGAGAAGCUCCCCGUUCCGGAGAUAUGGCAGAAACCUGAAUCCAGCAACUAUCGCCAGUGUGCGUCACGUCCCAAGAGCCGUUCAAGGCUCCAUAGGAAAACCAACGGUUAUCUUCUAGUACACGCGAAUGGCGGGUUAAAUCAGAUGAGAACUGGGAUAUGUGACAUGGUUGCUGCAGCAAAGAUUAUGAAUGCGACUCUUGUUCUUCCUCUCCUCGACCAUGAAUCUUUCUGGACUGACCCCAGCACAUUCAAAGACAUUUUUGACUGGAGACACUUCAUGAACGUAUUGAAAGAUGACGUUGACAUUAUAGAGUACUUGCCUCCUCGCUAUGCAGCCAUGAAGCCUCUCCUCAAGGCUCCUGUCUCUUGGUCCAAGGCUAGCUACUACAGAAACGAGAUGCUACCUUUGUUGAAAAAACACAAGGUGGUAAAGUUCACACACACCGAUUCACGCCUAGCCAACAACGGCUUACCACCAUCAAUCCAACGGCUGAGAUGCCGCGCUAACUACCAAGCCUUAAGUUACUCCAAGGAGAUUCAAGAGUUCGGUGAAGUUUUGGUUAACCGGUUAAGAAACAACAGUGAACCCUUCAUUGCUCUCCACUUACGUUACGAGAAAGACAUGCUUGCCUUCACAGGCUGCAGCCACAACCUCACAGCUGGAGAAGCUGAAGAGCUGAGAAUCAUGAGAUACAAUGUGAAACACUGGAAAGAGAAAGAGAUUGACAGCAGAGAGAGACGGAUCCAAGGAGGCUGCCCUAUGUCUCCUAGAGAAGCAGCGAUAUUUUUAAAGGCGAUGGGGUAUCCAUCUUCCACUACUGUAUAUAUAGUUGCUGGUGAGAUCUAUGGAGGUAAUAGUAUGGAUGCUUUCAGAGAAGAGUACCCUAACGUCUUCUCUCAUUCAAGUUUAGCAACUGAAGAAGAGUUAGAACCCUUUAAACCAUACCAAAACCGCUUGGCUGCUUUGGAUUACAUUGUGGCCUUAGAAAGCGAUGUUUUUGUGUAUACUUAUGAUGGGAAUAUGGCUAAGGCUGUACAAGGGCAUAGGAGGUUUGAAGGGUUUAAGAAGACUAUCAAUCCAGACAGGUUAAAUUUUGUUAGACUGAUAGAUCAUUUAGACGAAGGUGUGAUGUCUUGGGAUGAGUUCUCUUCAGAGGUGAAGAUGUUACAUGGAGGCAGGAUUGGAGCUCCAUAUGCUAGACUUUCAGGUGAGUUCCCUCGGCUAGAAGAGAACUUUUACGCGAAUCCACAACCAGAUUGCAUUUGUAACAACAAGUCUCAGCCUGAGCAACCUUGGAAGUCAAGUGUAAGAAGUGAGUCAGAUAGAUGGAAGGAGAGUGUUUGAAGAUAGAAGACAAGACAUUUGAUUCAACACUUUUGUAGCUUUCUUGUACAAUAUAGGAAAAAAGAAAGAAGACUGGUUUCUUGGAAGAUUUAUACAAAUCUGUAGAAUCUGUGAUUCAC
Molecule: messenger RNA, 2056 nt
Organism: Eruca vesicaria subsp. sativa (arugula)
Lineage: Eukaryota; Viridiplantae; Streptophyta; Magnoliopsida; Brassicales; Brassicaceae
Source: the annotation of a GenBank genome assembly